This is a messenger RNA of Tetrahymena thermophila SB210, 546 nucleotides long. RefSeq names its product zinc finger protein. The transcript has 3 exons. The record is from RefSeq and is a predicted model, not a curated record. NCBI's taxonomy places the organism in Eukaryota, Ciliophora, Oligohymenophorea, Hymenostomatida, Tetrahymenidae.
AUGGAGGCUUCAACUUGUGAAGAGACCAUAAAUUGCAUAUAAAUUCAAGAAAGCAAGAGAUUCACUUUUGAAAAAAGAGUAUUAGAAGUCUAAUAAAUAAAUGAAAACUAAUAUUUAGUUUUAGCAUAUGGCUGUACUUUUGCUUUAGUAGACUAAAAUUGGAACAUAAUAAAUGUGUAAGUCUUGUAAAAUUUAGAAAAUUACAAUGAUUUAUAUGUUGAAAAUGGAGUAGAAGUUGAGAUAAAAGGUUUUAUAGUAGGAGAUUAAGGGGGAUGUUCAGCAGGAAGCAAGAUAAUAGUUGUUAAUUUUAAAACACUAGAAGUAGUUUUUUAAUAGAAUAAUACAAACUACGAUUACUCAGUUAGCUAUGUGGAUUCAAAAAACUAAAUUGUUUUUUUAAGUUUAUUCUAUGUUUUUUACUUAAAUUUAAAACUAUACAUUUACAAGUUAUCUCAUGCAGACAGAUCUUGGGUUAUUUCAAUUAGCAGUUUUGGACUCAAAUAGAUCUUUAAAAUUUAAUAAUAUUAAUUAACAAAAUUUGGAUGA